AUGAUUUGUGGAAAGGAUUUUAAUCCUUGCAAUAGUCAGUCUUACGGCGACUUUCAAGCCAUGACUGCACACACUCUCAAGGAUUUCAAUGUGUUUCAUACAGAGAAUAGUGCCAUACGCAUCAACGUAGGAGGCUUCAAGAGGAGGUUGCUCUCGAGCAUACUGUGUCGCUUCCCUGAGACGCGACUUGCCCGCUUACUGCGAUGCCAGUCGAAAGAAUCCAUCCUGGAACUGUGUGAUGAUUACGAUGACACCGAAAGGGAGUUCUACUUUGAUCGAAAUCCUGCACUUUUCCCCUAUGUUUUGAAUUUCUAUAACACAGGCCGCUUGCAUGUUAUGGAAGAACUCUGCAUUUUCUCAUUUACCCAGGAAAUCGAGUAUUGGGGGAUCAAUGACUUUUUCAUUGACUCCUGUUGCAGCAGCACCUACCACUGCAGAAAAAUGGAGCCGUACCAGGAGGAGUGGGAGGAUAAAAGUGAUGAGGACAGCACUACUUCUUCUUUUGACGAGAUUUUAGUAUUCUAUAGUGAUGCAACCAAGUUUGACAAGCAGCCACUUGGGAGAGUCCGAAGGAAGGUUUGGCUGAUGCUGGAUAAUCCUGGCUACUCUGUGUCUAGCCGGGUCAUUAGUGUUUUCUCUAUCCUGGUGGUGCUGGGCUCCAUAGCCACCAUGUGCAUGAACAGCAUGAGUGAUUUUGCCAUUCUGAACAGAGAAGGCCUGCUUCAGGAAGACCCCCGUUUUGAGACAGUGGAGCAUUUUGGAAUAGGCUGGUUCACGUUUGAACUGGUUGUCAGGUUUGUUGUUGCACCAGACCUACUCCAUUUCUUUGAGCACCCAUUAAAUGUGAUUGACUUGGUGUCUAUUCUACCAUUUUAUCUCACACUACUGAUUGAAUUAGUGGCUGAGAGGCGUCCUACACUGGAGAACCUGGGACGUGUAGCACAGGUCUUGAGGCUGAUGCGAAUCUUCAGAAUCCUGAAACUGGCACGUCAUUCCACUGGCUUAAGGUCACUUGGAGCAACACUGAAAAACAGCUACAGGGAAGUGGGUCUGCUACUGCUCUAUUUGGCAGUGGGGGUGUCAUUCUUCUCUGUGAUGGCCUAUACCAUUGAGAAGGAGGAAAAUGAUGGGCUGACUACUAUCCCAGCUUGCUGGUGGUGGGCAACAGUUAGCAUGACUACAGUGGGUUAUGGAGAUGUGGUGCCAGGGUCUAUUGCCGGAAAACUCACUGCUUCAGCUUGCAUCCUUGCUGGCAUCUUGGUGGUGGUGCUGCCCAUCACACUCAUUUUCAACAAGUUCUCUUUGUUUUAUAAGAGGCAGAAACAGUUGGAGAUCGCCAUGAGGAGCUGUGACUUUAGUGGGGACAUUAAGGAAGUACCUUCAGUGAACUUGAGGAACUAUUAUGCACAUAAAGUGAAGUCUCUAAUGGCCAGUCUAUCCAACAUGAGUCGCAGUUUUCCCAGUGACCACAGCUUGAACGAGUCACUGCAGUAG
This is a messenger RNA of Neoarius graeffei (lesser salmon catfish), 1494 nucleotides long. Its product is annotated as potassium voltage-gated channel subfamily S member 2-like. Gene Ontology annotation, cellular component: voltage-gated potassium channel complex; membrane. Gene Ontology annotation, molecular function: voltage-gated potassium channel activity; protein binding. Bases 1 to 1494 code for a protein of 497 amino acids. Gene Ontology annotation, biological process: regulation of delayed rectifier potassium channel activity; protein homooligomerization; potassium ion transmembrane transport. NCBI's taxonomy places the organism in Eukaryota, Metazoa, Chordata, Actinopteri, Siluriformes, Ariidae. The record is from RefSeq and is a predicted model, not a curated record. The transcript has a single exon.